CAGCACAUGAAAAAACCUAUAUCACAACUCUUUGGACUCCUCUUUCUUUAUUCACAAAGACCAAUAAAAAAGAAAAAAAAAAGAUUCAAUCUUGAUCUGUGUUUUAUUCACAAAGACCAAGAAAAGGGGUAAAAGAUUCAAUCUUGAUCUGUUUUCUUGUCAAAUAAAAUCUAAAGUUUUGAUUUUUCUUUGUGGCAUUGUGUUAAAAUUGAAUUCUUGAUUUUGGGGGGAUAAGAAUAUGGGGUUUAAGGAAGAUGAAGCAAGUUCAUCAUCUCAUGUUUUGAGCAUCCCAAGAGAAGAUACACCACUUCUAGGCAAGAACCAACACCUUUCUUCUCCUUCAAAGACUUUUGCUAAUGUUUUCAUAGCUAUAGUUGGAGCUGGAGUUCUUGGUCUUCCUUAUACUUUCAAAAGAACUGGAUGGGUACUGGGUUCUCUCAUGCUCUUUAUAGUUGCCUUUCUUACCUACUAUUGUAUGAUGUUAUUGGUCUAUGCUAGGCGUAAGCUUGAAUCUCAUGUCAAAGCUGCAGCAAUCUCAUCUUUUGGUGAUUUGGGAUUUGCUGUGUGUGGACCUGUUGGUAGAAUGGCUGUUGAUGUUAUGAUUGUUCUCUCCCAAGCUGGUUUUUGUAUUAGUUACUUGAUUUUUGUGGCUAAUACUUUAGCACAUUUGUUUAAUUAUUCAGUUGCAAAUCCAGAUCCCAAAAUCUUUGGAAUUUCACUUAAAUCAGUGUAUAUCUGGGGCUGUUUCCCAUUUCAGUUGGGGUUGAAUUCAAUUCCCACACUGACCCUUUUAGCCCCUUUGAGCAUUUUUGCUGAUAUUGUUGAUUUAGGUGCUAUGGGUGUUGUGAUGGUUGAGGAACUGAUGAUUUACCUACAAAACAGACCUGUUAUUGAAAUGUUUGGUGGGUUCAAUGUGUUCAUCUAUGGUCUUGGCGUGGCUGUGUAUUCUUUUGAAGGGAUUGGUAUGGUUUUGCCUCUUGAAUCAGAGACAAGAAACAAGGACCAGUUUGGGAAAAUCUUGGCUUUGGCUAUGGCCUUGAUAUCUUUGAUGUUUGGUGCUUUUGGAGUAGUUGGUUAUUUUGCUUUUGGUGAAGAUACUAAGGACAUAAUCACUACUAAUCUUGGGGGAGGAUUGCUUAGCACCUUUGUUCAGAUAGGCCUUUGCAUAAACCUAUUUAUCUCUUUCCCACUGAUGAUGAAUCCAGUGUAUGAAAUAAUGGAAAGGAGAUUUUGUGAAGGCAGUUACUGCUUGUGGCUGAGAUGGCUUGCGGUUUUGAUAGUGACAUUUAUUGCAUUAGUUGUACCAAAUUUUGCUGAUUUCUUGUCACUUGUUGGGAGCAGUGUAUGUGUUUGUUUGGGGUUUGUGUUGCCUGCUUUAUUUCACUGGAUUGUGUUCAAGGAUGAGCUGAGAUGGCAUGGUUUCGCUUUGGAUGGUGCAUUUAUGGUCAUGGGCUCAUGUUUGGCAGUCUAUGGAACCUAUUCUUCCCUUAUGGAGAUCUUUGCAAAAAAGGCUUAGUCUUUUUAAAAUAGCAUUUCAUAAGAUGUAUAUUGUGGGAUACUGGUCUAGAUUGAGUUCAGUUUACUGCUGAAGAGAUUGUCAAGCCAGAGAGUUAGUUCCCUGUUUGUUCUACUAGUAAUAAAAUUGUUAAGCAAUAUAUACACAUAUACAUGGCAAGUGAUAAGCAGCAUUGGUGUGUGAGGGUGUGAGAGUAAGUAAUAUUCAUGUAUGGUGAUUUAUGGCCUAUUUGGUUCUCUUUUUAAUACUGCUACUUGUUAUGUUAUGUACAUAAUAUUAUUUGGAUAGACCAAUUAUGAUCA
Lycium ferocissimum is the source of this 1818-nucleotide messenger RNA. RefSeq names its product amino acid transporter AVT3B-like. The transcript is spliced from 2 exons. Gene Ontology annotation, molecular function: amino acid transmembrane transporter activity. Gene Ontology annotation, cellular component: vacuolar membrane. Bases 239 to 1516 code for a protein of 425 amino acids. Lineage: Eukaryota; Viridiplantae; Streptophyta; Magnoliopsida; Solanales; Solanaceae. Gene Ontology annotation, biological process: amino acid transmembrane transport. The record is from RefSeq and is a predicted model, not a curated record.